AUGGGGGAGACUUGGAUCAGAGCUGGAUAUCACAAGUAUGAUUCAAAAUAUGAGUCUGAGUUUCCCGUUUCUGAAAUAAAAUCCUCCCUCUUUACUCAUAUUAUUUGUUCCUUUGCUGAUGUCAAUUCAACCUCCUAUCAGCUUUCUUUGUCACCUGAAAAAUACUUUUCCACCUUCACAGAAACUGUCAAACAAAAGAACCCGUCAGUCACUACACUCCUGUCCAUUGGAGGUGGUGGAGUAAGUAAUAUUAAUUCAACAUUUUCUUCGUUGGCAAGCAAUCCUUCUUCCAGAAAAUCUUUCAUCGACUCUUCGAUAAAAUCAGCUAGGCUCUAUCAGUUCCAAGGCCUGGACCUGUCUUUGUAUCCUGGACAAUUAGGCUCUGAUAUGUUUAAUAUGGGAGUUCUCUUUAAAGAGUGGCGACAGGCUAUCGCUUUAGAGGCAACAAUCUGCAGAAAGUCACAACUGAUCUUAACAGCAUCUGUUGAUUAUUCGCCAUCGACACCUUCAAGAAGUUACCCGGUAGACUCAAUAAAAAAAAAUUUGGAUUGGGUUCAUGUUGUAGCUGCUAGGUACACAAAUCCUGAAUGGAGUAACUUUACGGGGGCUCAUGCCGCUCUGUAUGAUCCAAGUAGUUCUACUAAUACUGAUAACGGUAUAAGGCAAUGGAUUGAACAAGGAUUACCAGCUAAUCAAUUGGUUUUGUGUUUGCCUUUCUAUGGCUUUGCAUGGACGCUAAAGAAUCCUGAGGACAAUAGUUUUGGUGCAGCAGCAACCGGACCAGCUAUUUUUGUUAAUUCAACACGUGGAUAUAUGCCCUACAAGGCAAUCAAGAAUUACAUUGCGGAAUAUGGUUCGAAUGUACUUAUAAUGUACAAUGAUACUUAUGUGAUGAAUUACUGCACAAUGGGGACAUAUUGGAUUGGUUUCGAUGCCGUUGAGGCUAUCAAAAAAAAGGUUUCUUAUGCUAAGGAUAAAGGUUUACUUGGUUACUAUGUGUGGCUAGUCUCCUAUGAUUUGAAUUGGGAGCUUUCUGAAGCUGCUGCAGAGAGUCAUAAGCCUGGAAUGAACAAGAGGCGUCGGCUAGUUAUCGUUUUGACGACAAUAGCGGUUGUUAUUCUUCUGCUUGGAAUAUUGUCGAUGAUCUAUUAUUGCUGGAAGAAAAAGCUGAUCAAAUUACAAUUUAUAGGGAGGAUUGUGGACAUGGCUAAACGAUCCAAGGAUAAAGAAAACAGAGCGAAAGCUAAUGACGAUUUUAGUAGCUGUGUUCCUAAUCUAAAAGAGUAUACUUGGACUGAGAUUGAGGCAGCUACCAAUUGCUUUUCAACUGAAAAUAAGCUUGGACAAGGUGGCUAUGGACCUGUUUACAAGGAAUUCAAGAAUGAAGUUAUACUUACGGCAAAACUCCAACAUGUAAAUCUUGUUGGAAUUUUGGGUUAUUGCACUGACAAAGAAGAGCAUAUGUUGAUCUAUGAAUAUUUGAAAAAUAGAAGCUUGGAUUAUUAUCUUUUUGGUAUGGACCGAUGUAGCCAACUUACUUUGAAUUGGAAAAAACGGGUGCACAUCAUUGAAGGGAUUACUCAAGGACUCUUAUAUCUCCAAGAAUAUUCAAGAUUCACUAUUAUUCACCGAGACCUUAAAGCUAGUAAUGUUUUAUUAGACGAAAACAUGAAGCCUAAAAUAUCAGAUUUUGGUAUGGCUAGAGCUUUCGCAAAAAGUAAUCUUGAAGCAAACACAGGAAAAAUUGUCGGAACAUACGGCUAUGUUCCUCCUGAGUACCUUGAAAUGGGCAUAUACUCUACCAAAUCAGAUGUUUAUAGUUUCGGUGUUCUACUUCUAGAAAUCAUGAGUGGGAAAAAAGUUUCCAUUUUAUAUGCCACUGAAAAUGGAAAAUUAAACCUUCUAAAGUAUGCAUAUGAGUUGUGGAAGGAUGGAAAAAGCACGGAGUUUAUGGAUCCAUCACUUGAUGAUACAGAUUCGUCAUGUAAAUUAAAGAGGUGCUUGCAAAUAGCUUUGCUUUGUGUCCAGAAAAAUCCAGAUGAUAGACCAUCUAUGUUGGAGGUUUUCUCAAUGCUAAAAAAUGAAACAAUAGAUAUGAUGAUUCCAAACAAGCCUGCAGUUUUUUGGAAACCGAAUGAUGGAAACCAACAAAAUGAUGCUACUGCACAGUCAGAGAAUUUUACAAGAAGCAAUUCUAUUAACAAUGUAACACUUACAGAAGUAGGAGCUAGAUGA
Molecule: messenger RNA, 2235 nt
Organism: Pistacia vera
Lineage: Eukaryota; Viridiplantae; Streptophyta; Magnoliopsida; Sapindales; Anacardiaceae
Product: putative cysteine-rich receptor-like protein kinase 20
Exons: 7
Coding region: 1-2235 (744 amino acids)
Biological process (GO): protein phosphorylation; carbohydrate metabolic process
Molecular function (GO): ATP binding; protein kinase activity; chitin binding
Source: RefSeq, a predicted model, not a curated record